AGCCGCCGGUGGAGCGGGGUCUGGGCUCGGCGGGGAAGUCGCGGGAUGCAUCGGGCUGCACUCCGCCUCGACAAUAUCCUACCAGUCACCGGACCACUCGCCGCCGAGGCUAGAUUCUGGGGCUGCGGCAGGGCGCUGCGACUGUCCUACCUGCGCGGCGGAGGGCACGACCCGGACAUCCUGGACCGGCUACUCCAACUCCAGAUCGAGGCCAUGGAGCUGGAGAAUGGACCCACGAGGCUGCGUCGGGGAAAGAGGAUGGAGCCCCCUGGCACCGGCAUGCGGGGCCUGGAUGCGGCACUGCUGGCUGUGGAACUGGAAAACCGGCGGCUGGAAGAUGAAGUCCUGGCACUGAAGGUCAGGAGGGAGAGGAGAGUCGAUGCCGGCUCACGGGCAGCCCAGUGGCAUGCAGAGGAGCUGGCUCAGCUCCAGGCAGAGGUAGGGAUGCUGCGACGCCACACGGAGUGGAUGGGGCCACGGCUGCCCCCUGCCAUCCUCCCACCCCCGGUGGCCCCCCAACUCCUGCCAAACCUGGCCCCACCACAGCUUUUUACGGAGUCUGCUGGGCCAGCACCGGCAUCACGCAGCCCCGCAGCCCGCAGCCACCCUCCUCUCCCCUUCACCCUCCCACUGCCCCCCUUCGCAGCCCUGGAGGACCCCCCUCCCACUCGGGAGUCCCAGCUGUAACACAGACCUCAAAGGUCACUGCAUCAGGCACAUCCCCACAAGCCCUCUCAAGGGGAAGUCUGAUAAGGCAGUCAUAGCUCAGCCCUGGGAACCAGCAAAACCCACCCCUAUGUGGAAGGCUAUGUGCUACAUGUUUAAUAAACAUGCUUCAGCCUGUG
This is a messenger RNA of Pogoniulus pusillus (Red-fronted tinkerbird), 845 nucleotides long. RefSeq names its product coiled-coil domain containing 17 (gene CCDC17). The coding region runs from base 46 to 687 and encodes 213 amino acids. The record is from RefSeq and is a predicted model, not a curated record. Lineage: Eukaryota; Metazoa; Chordata; Aves; Piciformes; Lybiidae. The transcript is spliced from 7 exons.